GUCGUCGUCAGAGGAAAACAAACUCUCCAACGAGCUGUCGACGAGCAACGAAAAGCUUCAGCCGACGGCUCCUCAGUGGGUGAUGCCAGAGAAGAUGAAGAAGCAGCUCCACGCCGUUCCAGCCAGCAGCACCGUGAGGUUCCGGUGUCAGGCGUCUGGAAACCCUGUCCCGUCUCUGCGCUGGUAUAAGAACGGGAAAGAGUUCAAGAAAGACCAGAGAAUCGGAGGCUUUAAGAUCAGAGGACACAUGUGGACUCUUAUCAUGGAGUCUGUGGUUCCGUCAGACAAAGGCAACUACACGUGUGUGGUGGAGAACCAGUACGGGAGCCUGAAACACACCUACCUGCUGGACGUGGUCGAACGUUCUCCUCACAGACCGUUCCUGCAGGUCGGUCUGCCGGCUAACCAAACCGCCGCCGUCGGUGCCGACGUGCGGUUCGUGUGUCGCGUGUUCAGCGACCCGCAGCCUCACAUCCAGUGGCUCAAACACAUCACGGUCAACGGCAGCAGAGAGGGACCGGACGGACUGCCGUACGUCCUCGUCCUCAAGUCUGCAGGUUUGAACACGACAGAUAAAGACAUGGAGGUCCUGACUCUGAGGAACGUCUCCGCGGGCGACGCUGGCGAGUACACGUGUCUGGCGGGAAACUCCAUCGGAGUCUCGUACCACUCGGCCUGGCUCACCGUCGUGGAAGACCUGCAUCCUUCACCCCUGCCUUCGCAGACGUACUUGGAGAUCUUCCUCUACUGCCUCGGGUUCUUCAUCGUCGUCGUCCUCACAGCCGCGGCGGUCGCCUGCAGACUCUGCUGCGUCCCGAAGAAGAGCGACUUCAGCGGUCAACUGUCCGUGCAGAAACUGGCCAAAAGUGUUCCUCUGAGGAGACAGGUGUCGGUGGACUCGUCGUCCUCUCUGCAGUCAGGGAUGUGUUUGAUGCGUCACUCUCGUCUCUCCAGUGCGGCGACCGCCGUCCUGGCAGGAGUGUCGGAGUACGAGCUUCCCUACGAUCCCGUCUGGGAGCUGCCGCGAGAUCGGCUAACGCUGGGGAAACCUCUGGGUGAAGGCUGCUUUGGUCAGGUGAUGCUGGCCGAGGCUGUGGGAGUCGACAAGAACAAACCCACACGUCUCACCAAGGUGGCUGUGAAGAUGCUCAAAGCCGACGCCACAGAGAAGGACCUGUCUGACCUGAUCAGUGAGAUGGAGAUGAUGAAGAUGAUCGGUAAACACAAGAACAUCAUCAACCUGCUGGGAGCCUGCACUCAGGACGGUCCUCUGUACGUGGUGGUGGAGUACGCCUCGCAGGGGAACCUCCGGGAGUACCUCCGCGCUCGGCGGCCGCUCGGACUGGAAUACUGGAGUGGAUCCAGGCAGACGACGCUGGGCAGCUUAGAGGUCAGAGAGCUGGUGUCCUGUGCCUACCAGGUAGCCAGAGGAAUGGCGUACCUGGCUUCAAAGAAGUGUAUCCACAGAGACCUGGCGGCCAGGAAUGUCCUCGUCACGGAGGACAACGUGAUGAAGAUUGCAGACUUCGGUUUGGCCCGGGACAUCCACCACAUAGACUAUUACAAGAAGACGACUAAUGGUCGCCUGCCGGUGAAGUGGAUGGCACCUGAGGCUUUGUUUGACCGGAUCUACACUCACCAGAGCGACGUGUGGUCGUUCGGCGUGCUGCUGUGGGAGAUCUUCACCCUCGGUGGAUCUCCUUACCCUGGAGUUCCUGUGGAGGAGCUGUUCAAGCUGCUGAAGGAAGGUCAUCGCAUGGAGAAACCAGCCACCUGCACACAGGAACUGUGA
This is a messenger RNA of Solea senegalensis (Senegalese sole), 1792 nucleotides long. Its product is annotated as fibroblast growth factor receptor 1-A-like. Gene Ontology annotation, molecular function: fibroblast growth factor binding; fibroblast growth factor receptor activity; ATP binding. The record is from RefSeq and is a predicted model, not a curated record. The transcript has 13 exons. Gene Ontology annotation, biological process: positive regulation of kinase activity; cell surface receptor protein tyrosine kinase signaling pathway; positive regulation of cell differentiation. Gene Ontology annotation, cellular component: signaling receptor complex. NCBI's taxonomy places the organism in Eukaryota, Metazoa, Chordata, Actinopteri, Pleuronectiformes, Soleidae. Bases 83 to 1792 code for a protein of 569 amino acids.